Molecule: messenger RNA, 1805 nt
Organism: Arabidopsis lyrata subsp. lyrata
Lineage: Eukaryota; Viridiplantae; Streptophyta; Magnoliopsida; Brassicales; Brassicaceae
Product: casein kinase 1-like protein 10
Exons: 14
Coding region: 246-1574 (442 amino acids)
Biological process (GO): peptidyl-serine phosphorylation; signal transduction; endocytosis
Cellular component (GO): cytoplasm; nucleus
Molecular function (GO): protein serine/threonine kinase activity; ATP binding
Source: RefSeq, a predicted model, not a curated record
CAUCCGUCAAAACCAUCUGUCUCUGUUUCUCUUUCGUCUCCUCUACUUCUCCAGUCGGUCAUCAAACCAUUUCUUCAAGAUUAUCCUCAGAAAAUAUAGAAACUCCUCAGAAAAUUCUUUCUGAACUUUUACUAGCAAAUCUUGAUUAGGGGUUUAGCUUCCUUUUACUAUUUUGUAAUGAUGAGAAUGUUAUAUUAAGUGAGUCAUUAACCGCUUUGUAAGUAGUAUUUAUUGGAAUCGAAACGAUGGAUCAUGUAUUCGGUGGCAAGUUCAAGUUAGGUAGAAAGAUUGGUAGUGGAUCAUUUGGUGAACUUUAUAUAGGGAUUAAUGUUCAAACUGGAGAAGAAGUUGCUCUUAAGCUGGAACCUGUGAAGAUAAAGCAUCCUCAGCUGCAUUAUGAAUCAAAAGUAUACAUGCUUCUUCAAGGAGGAACGGGUGUUCCGCAUCUCAAAUGGUUCGGUGUUGAGGGGUAUUACAAUUGUAUGGCGAUUGACCUUCUUGGUCCAAGCUUGGAAGACUUGUUUAACUAUUGCACUCGGAAUUUUUCUUUGAAAACUGUUCUAAUGCUUGCUGAUCAGUUAAUAAACAGAGUUGAGUAUAUGCAUUCUCGAGGAUUUCUUCACCGUGAUAUUAAACCGGACAACUUUUUGAUGGGUCUCGGUCGCAAAGCAAACCAGGUGUACAUUAUUGAUUAUGGGCUUGCUAAAAAGUAUAGAGAUCUUCAGACACACAAGCAUAUACCAUACAGGGAAAAUAAGAAUCUAACUGGAACUGCUCGGUAUGCAAGUGUCAACACACACCUUGGGAUCGAGCAAAGUAGGCGAGAUGAUCUGGAGUCUCUUGGUUAUGUGCUGAUGUAUUUCCUACGAGGAAGUCUACCAUGGCAAGGUCUAAAAGCUGGUACCAAGAAACAGAAAUAUGAAAAGAUUAGUGAAAAGAAGAUGCUUACUCCAGUAGAGGUUCUUUGUAAGUCAUUUCCAUCUGAGUUCACAUCAUAUUUCCAUUACUGUCGAUCAUUGAGGUUUGAGGAUAAACCAGAUUAUUCAUAUCUGAAAAGACUUUUCAGAGACCUUUUUAUUCGGGAAGGUUAUCAGUUCGACUAUGUGUUUGAUUGGACAAUCUUGAAAUAUCCUCAGAGUGGCUCUAUUUCGAAACCAAGACCAAAUCCAAAACCAGCUCUAGACCCUCCAGGACCAUCUGCGGAACGAAAUGAAAAGCCUCUAGUCGGGCAGGAUUUGCGAGAAAGAUUCUCAGGUGCAGUUGAAGCAUUCACUAGACGAAAUGUAUCGAGUCAUGGUAUUCGCCCUAAGCACAUUUUUUCUGAUGAUGCUUCCAAAGAAGUGCAAGUGUCUGAAAAAACCCGAAAUGAGAUUGCUACAAAGAUGGCAGUGAUAUCAAGCAGCCAACCUGGCUCAUCAGGUGAGCUUAGUGAGAACCGCUCAAGUAAACUUUUUACAAGCGGUGCCCAAAAGAUUCAACCGGGUCAAGAAACUAAGUCAUCCACAAGGCUUGGGCGUGAUGACGGCCUGAGAAGCUUCGAUCUGCUUACUAUCGGUUCUGGAAAGCGGAAAUGAGUUACCGGAAGAAGAUUGUGCAAGUUUGGAAGAAUCUGAAAAUGUGUAAACAAUGAAAAAAUCUAUAGUCCAUUUUUCUCUGUUUACCCUUUUGAGAGGAGAGAAAGUAAUCUGUCUCCCGCUUUGUGUUUAUAGUUGUUCAUAAAAUUUUAUAAAGUGGUAUAUGUAACUUGUAACACAAGUACUUUGUUUAUAUUAGUUCAAAUUUGGUCAAACACUUAAAUCUAUUAA